UCCACCGUUCGGAGGUAACGGACGAGCGAGCAGAGCGGGACUGCCGUCGGUAACCGGAUACCACAUCAGUCUGCAAGGCGCGGGAACACGGGGGGUGACUCCGUAUCGAGGUGGCGGUCCCGCAGAUUCGUGCGGCGAUGCUGAAUAUGUGGAAAGUUAGAGAGCUGGUGGAUAAAGCCACCAAUGUGGUAAUGAACUAUUCUGAAAUCGAGUCCAAGGUGAGAGAAGCCACCAAUGAUGACCCUUGGGGACCAUCUGGACAGCUGAUGGGAGAAAUAGCAAAAUCUACCUUCAUGUAUGAGCAGUUCCCAGAAGUAAUGAACAUGCUGUGGACCAGGAUGCUAAAAGAUAACAAGAAGAACUGGAGACGAGUGUACAAGGCUUUACUGCUACUAGCUUACCUGAUCAGAAAUGGGUCUGAGAGAGUUGUCACAAGUGCCAGAGAGCACAUUUAUGACCUACGAUCUCUAGAAAACUACCACUUUAUUGAUGAGAAUGGAAAGGAUCAGGGUAUCAAUGUGCGUCAGAAGGUGAAAGAGAUGGUGGAGUUUAUCCAGGAUGAUGACAGACUCAGAGAAGAGAGGAAAAAGGCCAAGAAGAACAAAGACAAAUAUAUCGGAGUCUCUUCUGACAGUAUGGGGGGAGGAGGAAGCUUCAAGAACUCUAAUGAAUUGGAUCAUAAUAAAUGGGAUGAGGACUGGGAUAAGAGCAGAGGAGCGUUUCCCUUUAGUGAGAAGCUUGGAGAGAUCAGUGACAAGAUAGGCAGUACCAUCGACGACACACUUAACAAGUUCAGAAAGAAGGAACGAGAUGACUCGCCUGACCGAAUCAGUGAUAAGGAGGAGGACCGAGCAUCGAGGAAUGGCAGGCAGGAAAACAUUGAGUUCAAAGAUGAGGAGGAAACUGUAACAACAAAGAGCAUCCAGAUAACACAAGCAACAGAAACGACAACAACCACCACACGUAAACGCACUGGAGCAACAAGCAGCAAGAUUCUGGACUUGGGUGCUGCAGCUCACUACACUGGAGACAGGAGCCCAGAGGAGAAGUCAACGGUCAGGCAGUCUUCCAGUAGUGGUCUCGCUGAUCUGUUAGUGAUUGACCCAUCGUCUAAUCAGAAUGCACCAAGCACAAUGGGUGGAGGUCCAGACCUCAUUGGUGGCUUUGCUGAUUUCUCCUCUCCUGCCGCCUCUGCCAGCCUCCCGUCCUCCACUGGUGCUGGAUCAUCCAGUGUGAAUGGAGAAUAUGGAGAUUGGAAUGUCUUCUCCACCAAUCAGCCAGCUUCAUCUAACACUGAUCCCACCCACACUAUCACUGACCUGUUUUGCAGCAUCCAGUCAAAUUCAAGUCCAUCCUCUAAUCCUACCCCUGUCCCACCUUCUGCUGAGCUUUUUGACCUGAUGGGUGGUAGUAACCAUCAAGUAAACAAUCUGCAUGCAACACUGAAUGCCUCUCAGAGCAUGACUUUCUCUCUGGGAGGAACAACGCCAGGAGUACCUGUCACUAUACCCACAGUGCCGCUUUCACGCUCUCAGCAGAGUUUAGGAGGUCCCAUUGGCCAGCAGCCAUUAGGACAGCAGAAGGUUGGCCAAGGAUCAUUGGGCUCGACCUGGUCUGACCCGUCUGUCAACAUUAGCCUGGAUUUCCUGUCAGCUGGUAUCAACCCCACAAAAACUCCACCCACUCUUAAUAAUAUCAUCCAGCAACAAGGCAUGCCUCCUGUCAACCUGUUGGCCCAGACCUUUGGAGGAAUAAGCCUCGGCUCCUCGCCCCAUGUAACACCCAUCAGACCUGCUGUUAAUUCUGUGAUGACAGGCAACGCCAUGACAGUGGGCAUGCCUGCAUCUAUGGCAACGACUACUGUGGGGAUGGGUGCUCUUCCUGUCAACCAAGCCAUGGUGGGAAUGAACAUGAAUAUGGGCAUGGCCUCUCCGUUUAUGAUGGCUGGUAUGACUGGCAUGGGUGUGCCUGGAGUGGGGAUGGGCCUCGCACACUCCAUCACACCAGCCAUGGUUCCACCCAAACAAGAUGCCUUUGCUAACCUUGGCAGUUUGGGCAAGUGAAUGAGUGCAUAUAGUGAGUGUGUGUGUGUGUGUGUGUGUGUGUGUGUGAGAGAGAGAGAGAGAC
Messenger RNA from Thalassophryne amazonica, 2127 nucleotides. RefSeq names its product clathrin interactor 1-like. Gene Ontology annotation, molecular function: clathrin binding; phospholipid binding. The record is from RefSeq and is a predicted model, not a curated record. Bases 138 to 2063 code for a protein of 641 amino acids. Gene Ontology annotation, biological process: endocytosis. Gene Ontology annotation, cellular component: clathrin vesicle coat; endosome; plasma membrane. The transcript has 12 exons. Lineage: Eukaryota; Metazoa; Chordata; Actinopteri; Batrachoidiformes; Batrachoididae.